AUCUGCGGAUUGAUGUAACCGAGGAUCGGACAGUAUGCAAUCCAAUGUAGUUAACGACGAGGCACCUCGACGAGAUUACAGAACCAGGUGUGUCAGCAUAGGCCUUGCAGUUGAGUACUUCGAUGCAGGUUGGCCGCUGGCUCGCCAUGGCCAGAAUAUAAUCUGGCCGAAUGGCUUGCAGGGCAAAGAUGAACUGCAGGAAAGUUGCGAUGCGGAGGGCGCCAAGUCAAACAAGCUAGGAUAUUGUCGGGAUGGCUUCCAAGAGGAUCGCAUCAAGCCGAAGGUGACAGAAGGAGCUGAAGAGAGGAGUUUUGACGCUCUCGCACAGCAAGUUGACGAGCUUAUUGAGAGACAGCCUCAGUUUGCAUUUCUGAAACCUUGCAGACAGCUCGAGAAACAUUACGCAUUCCAAAGAAGCGUAGGAAACAGUAACUUCCACCAUGGCGGCAAUAAAAUUACGGCGACGGAGACGCAGUAUAGGAAUGAGGAGAGGGAGUUAAUGCACGAAGUUUGUGACUUCUCGAGCUUAAGUCACAAACCGCAAGAUAUUCAUCUCAAGCCAGGGUCAAAGACGUCCACCAUUACUCAACGGUCUCGAGAAGAGCUUGAAGAUGCGCAGACUGAACAUUGCAGAGUCCGGGACAGCGAUGCUAGGUCUGGAAAUACAAUUCGUGAGCUUCUGUCGACAGCAUCUGGUGCUAACGAUGUCGAGCGAGGAUUACGGGAGACUACAUCAGAGCAUCGUGUAAGUGACCGUAAACAUCAUAAUUUGGCUGUGUCCAUUCCGUUCAAGUGGGAGGAGAAGCCCGAAAAGCCCCGAAGCAUUGCAGCAGCAGCGGAGCGAGCGUUGGCACGCAAAUUAACUAAUGAUGGAAUCAAGCUUAACUUAUCCCCACAAGACAAAUUGCAAACAUCAAGCUCUCAAAGAACACGCGACAGGGCAGGGAGGGAGCCAACCAAGGAGCAACAUCACGAAUUAGAGCAGGAAUCAGCACCUAGGAGGAGUACCAGCGAGAGAUUUCUCCAUGGAGCUGGUCAUGUCCGGAGGAAUUCAGGCGAAUCAAGAAUUUGGCGAAUCUCUAGCACGCGGUGCAGCAUUCACGAGAAAGAGGCUCACAUCGAUCUCGAUGCCCCUGCUGCAGCGAAAUGUGAAAUGAAGAUGUCGGAUUCACCAUUGUACACUCCGAAUAGACAACACAACGCUUCGCCGCCUGCUGUUGCUGUCCCAUUCAAGUGGGAGGACGCACCGGGAAAAGCCAAGGUCGACAGAGCGGCCAGAAAUCAGACAGAAAUUUUACAACUUCCUCCGCGGCUGGUUGUCCCAAUACAACGCUCCUCCGGAUCCAGCUUUUCUCAUGAGCUGCGCGUCUCCGUCGUCUCUCAUCCUCUCGCAGGGUUGUUUCCUUGUAUGUCGGCCGCUUCCUCGCCGGCCCGACCGCAGUACCAUGAUCACACAUGGAUACACCAUUAUCGCGCCACCAAGAACUUGCUGCAAAAGAAUUCACAGCCUCACCAUGGCUAUGGCGGUCACCAAGAUUUACUGUCGUCAAAAUCUGGCGAUAGAAGCAUGAAUCGACGCAAGCUGAACAAGUCAUUCUCGCAGCCACUGACAUCCACGGACUCGUCUCCAAAGUCCAAGCCUCAUAAGGUCUUUAGUUCUGAACUCAAUGCAUCUCAUUCAUGGAUGCAGCAAUCUGGCAAUAAUAACCAAACAGCUUCGGACCCCACUAGCAUCCUCCAGAGCAGCUGCCAAUCGUCAUCGUCUCGCACAUACUUGAGCUGUGAAUUUGACGCGUUCACCCCACGUACAGCUGAUUCUAAAGCGAGUUCCAGCGCCUCUUACGAGUCCCUUGGAGAGGAUUUCACCCUCGAGCAAGAUCACGAGAGUGUCGCAAACCCGUCCUACAUCAACAAGCCCCGCUCGUUCGACUCGAAUAACCUUCCGGGCUAUUCCGAAAUACAGACGGUUCGGGAUUUUAGCCGCUCCACAACGACAAUCUUUGAGAGGAAGAGAACUCAUCCCUCCAAGUCGGAAGGCAUUAAAGGCCUGCUCAAGCUCUGCAAAUCACAUAGCAACUGUCUAGGGAAAUCCAAAUCCAGUCGGCGGCGGUUGGGCCCUCUCUACAGCCCCGAAGUUUGGGCUCCCACCCUCGCAACGUACUUCCAGCGCCUGGAUGUGACCGAGCCUGCAAUAUCGAGCGGCCUUCUUGACAAGGGCGGAGCGCCCACUUCAAGCGGACACCUAAAUUCGAACGGAGACCCUGUCCUCUUGCACAGUAGCCGAUCUGAGGCUCAUGACACAAGCGUUGAAACCUCUCCAGAAAGGCCCACUAGGCUACCGUAUAAAAUGCCCAGUGUCGCGGAGCAAGAGCUCGCAGCCAGAAAUCCACGCACUUUAGCUGAGAAAAUGGAAACAAUCAUUCACGGAGAGCGCCAAAGAAUCUCCCAAACGCUCAUGAACAGAGUGUCACCAGUCCGGUUUGACAACCAUUGGAUAUCUCCACGCCACCAAGAGGACUUUCGUCCCUCCCCGGCGUAUGCAGCUGCUCUGGAGAUGCUGUCCCCAGCCAGGAACCUCGUGUCCAAGCGGCACAAGGCUUCGAACAAACUGCCAUCAUCCUCUUGGACUGGUCCAAAAACACAACGACGCGUCCAAUUCAUAAUAUCCAUUUGCAAGACUCUGAAGCGCGUCCUCUUCCGGCAACAAACUCGCAGAUCAGUCAUUGGCACAACCAUGACCUAUCACGAAGAUAACGCUCCAACCACAUUCAAGUUCUCAAAACCCAAUUGAAGCAAUUGACGCAACCUCAUGGAAAUUCACCGAACCGAAAAGAACACCUGCAAACUCUUCACGAAAGUAAAAAGCUAAACCACAGAGGGCCAAAAGCUGCUGGGACUCGCAACGUAAGCUGUUGAAAAGACGGCGGAGACCGUCAACAUUCAGCUCUUAGCAGAAGUUCCAUCAUUAGUGGCACUAGCACAGUAAAAUUGAUUCUACACCAAUUGGGUAGGGUAAGUGAUAGUCGCAUACAAUGCAAGAAAAGUUGGCCCUAGUUUCAUAACUCUCUCAUCCUUCAUACAAGAACAUUUUUCAUAACCAGCCCUUCCUACACGACAGAACCCACGCAAACAACCUUCUCUUCCCCGCGGAUCAUUUUCAAGACCAGUAAAACAAUGUCCAACUUCAUCCUC
Molecule: messenger RNA, 3192 nt
Organism: Physcomitrium patens
Lineage: Eukaryota; Viridiplantae; Streptophyta; Bryopsida; Funariales; Funariaceae
Source: RefSeq, a predicted model, not a curated record